Messenger RNA from Suillus discolor, 1981 nucleotides. Its product is annotated as Mif2/CENP-C like-domain-containing protein. Bases 36 to 1748 code for a protein of 570 amino acids. The record is from RefSeq and is a predicted model, not a curated record. Gene Ontology annotation, cellular component: kinetochore. Gene Ontology annotation, molecular function: centromeric DNA binding. NCBI's taxonomy places the organism in Eukaryota, Fungi, Basidiomycota, Agaricomycetes, Boletales, Suillaceae. The transcript has 6 exons. Gene Ontology annotation, biological process: attachment of mitotic spindle microtubules to kinetochore; kinetochore assembly; spindle attachment to meiosis I kinetochore.
UACUCCUCCAGCUUAGGUGCUCGCCGUCACCAACGAUGCCACGCGAAUCUACAGACCGCAGAAAAUCAAGCAUAGGUAGUCGCCGCGGCCCCCCAAAGAAACAUAUUCCAUUCCGCGCCGACGAUCUUGGCCUCGGAAAGAAAACCGGAAUUGCAGUCCAAUACGUCGGCCGUGACUCUGAUGAAUUCGAGCCAUUCGACGAGGUCAUCAAGCAAGCUGACGAUCGCACACCGCCCCGAGUUAAAUCACGCAAGAAGAAGGCCCCAGUCGUCGCUACUCCCGUUCCAGAAGUCGACGAAUACGACGAGGAUGGGGAGAUGUCCAUGGAGUUGGCAGAAAGCAACCAGGGCAGUCCGCUGGCUUACCUUACCAAUGCGCCUUCCAUAAUGGCGCCUAACAGUGCGCGCAAACCAGGCUCGUCGCGGUCCGUCCCGCGAACGUCUGAGAUCGACUUUGACGAAGUACCUUCGCCCCGUAUGCGCACUGCACCGUCUAGGCGUGAAUCUACUGUGAAUGGUGCAGGACCUUCAGUACUCUCAAAGUCGUUCUCCGUAUACAACGACCCUCGUGAGCCUGACCCUGCUCCCGACCCCGAAUUCGAGCCAGCAAAUCAAGACUUUGACUAUGAUCCCCUACCGAACGACGACAGCCCGCCGCAAACAGGAACAAGUUUUGAUUAUGUGAAUGCGGACGAGGAUGAUGAGGAUGACGCUGCAGAAGUCGAAAAACAGAUAGCAUCACAGGCGAAGAAGGCUGACAAGGGCAAGGGCAAGGGGCGCGCAGAUAUAGAGCUGGGGCAACAGGAGGAAAACGAGAUCGAUGAGGAUAUUGCCCAGGGACUCGAAGAAGUUGAGAAUGCGCCAGAUGAGGAAGAAGAUGAAGACCCACCCCCUAAGAAGCCACGCAAAGAAAAACCGAAAGAGCAGCAACCGAAGAAACCAAAAGCAGCGCGUGCACCCAAACGAGUCAUCAAAUCAGUCGAAGAAAAUUCUCCACUACCUGAUGGGGUACGUCGCAGUCGGCGGCAUCGGUACAAGCCUCUUGAAUACUGGCGCCAAGAAAAAGUCGUCUAUGGUGGUGAUACUUCUGGUCUGAUUCUCGUUCCUCAAAUUAAAGAAAUCAUACGCAUCCCGCAAGAGCCUCCUAAACCACUCGGGAAGGCAGGAAAGAAGCGCAAGCGCACAGGCAGUGAACGUGCGAAGAGUAUACCUGAGCCAUUUGACCCCGAGGAAGGCUGGGACGACGAAACACAGGAAUCCGGUGUGGUCAUUGACUAUGCCACCGAGGAGCCUGUGUUAAGACGUAUUGUCUACACAGCAAAAAAGGUCGAUCCGAGACCUGCAGCUGGCGGCGGGUGGUUCUUUCAAAAGGUCUUCGGGGAGGGCGACUUCAUUGCGGCAGGCGUCCUUCGUAUACCCCCGCAGGGCCGCAAACCAAGCAAAGGCACAAAAGAUAAUACUUAUGUUUUCUACGUCAUUGAAGGCGCCGUAGCCGCUGUGAUUCAUGAAUCACAAUAUGUUGUAGCUACAGGGGGCAUGUUCAUUGUGCCGCGUGGCAACACCUACUACAUCGAGAACAUCUCCGAUCGAGAUGCGAAAGUCUUUUUCACGCAAGCUCGCCAGGUAUCGUUAGACGAAGACCAGCAACUAGAUCACGUAUCGCACUCUGCGCCUCCUUCAUCGCAUCCCCAGCGGUUAAGUGAGGGGGCGACUUCGGUAGCGAAGAGGGGGACGUCGAUGAAGAUGUGAAUAGUUCAGCAUGAGAUUUGUGAAUUUAAUAGCGCAUUCUUUAUAUUGCAGUUUCUUUUUCAUCGUCAUCGGUUCACUGUAACUUAUCAUAAUUAAGUGUCGUUUCUGUCGACAAAAUGAAUGGGACGGUUAUAGCGUUGGCUUAGCAUACUUAUAUCCGCUAGCACUUGGUGUAAUACUCAUACCCUUGUAUUCCAUCCCAAUUAUGUCAGGUCACUCAAACUCUGUCAGGG